GUUCAAGAUGGCAGAUGCCAUAUGGGUUUCUUCUCUAUUCUGUCUAGCUUUUGUUUCCCGGCUUUUCCUAAUCUAUAGCCCCGUUAAAGAUUGGUUUACUAACCGAAUAGAGUUAUCUACACCACUAACUGCCUGGAACAGAGGUAUGUUCGGUUCCUAAAAGAAACCUGUGUUUCAUUUCAGCGUUUAAUAUGGAACUGUGAUGUGACGAUCGAUAAUUAAUACGAAAGUUUAUUUAAAUUAAAAACUUUAUUGUUUAUUUAUCUUUUUUAACAUCUCAAUAAAUUCUUUAUUUUUUCAGUUCAAGAAGGCCUUUCUCUGAUAAACCAUGGGGUUUCACCUUAUUCCGGGGAUGUUGUGCAUGAGGUAAAAUUUUCAAAUAUUGAAUUAUCAUUAUUGUAACCAAAUUUGAGGUGUGUAGGGUUAGGGUUAGGCUAGUGUGCAGGGGCUCUAGAUCUUUUUGCUAAAUAUGCUCAAUGUAAGAUCUGGAAAGAUUUCCAUAUAACCCCAUACGAAGCUAUAGUACGGAGGCGAAUCUUGCCACAAGAUUUUGGCAGAGACGUAUGUUUUAGAACAGCUGGCUUCAUUAUUAGGUUGCAUGAAAAUUCAAUGGGUAGUCAUAUUGUUUGCCUUCUGUCUGCAGAGAAAGGUAGCACUUAGUGAGGUGCAUUGCUUACAGAACGGACUUAAACCAAAGUGAACGGAACAAUCAGCAGGAAAAAACUUUUACUUGCACCUUCCAUACUCUCCAGGCUGUGUGUAGCUUUUCUUUCCUUCAAAAGAAUGAAAUUCAGAUCCACCAAUAAUGGCCCCAAACAGUAAACUUAGUUAACUGACUAAUUACAGAAGAUGAUUGUUUUUUCAUGAAGACGCCUCUAGUGUUGGCAAUAUUCCUUGGAUUGCAGCAGAUAUCAGAGGUCCUAUUUCCUCUUCUGUUUGUGGUAUGUAUUUGAAGUGUUUAUGAAACUCAAAUCCUUAACUUCCCAAAAUCCAGAUGGUAUGUCUCCUUUAAUACACUCCUUGUGCAUGAGACAAAAUGGUUUUGUAUAUCUGUAGAUAAUACCCAGAGGCUCAUAAGACUCUCUUUCCCCAUUAACUGUUUGUAGGAUAGUGUAUUGGGAGGUAAAGGGUUAAUCUUGGUAAUCAUUAGGUCUGAACACCUCCCACAAGCUCAUUUAUAUUUAAGAUCUCAUUAGUAAUUCUCCUAAUUGUCUGCUAUACAAUCGUAUGAUGUUAGUAUGGAUAAUUUGAUAUUGGAUCUACCAGUACUAAUAAUCCCAUCAUUUAUAUAUUUAUAUAUUCUCAUUACCUGUUAGCUUGAUACUGAUUUGUAAGGAGAAAUUCUGUGUUGGUCAUUCAUGAGAGUUGAAUGUUAAUGGUAUUUAUGGAAGUUGAAAUUCAUUCUUUAUUUGAGAAUUUCCGUUUACAUAUGGUGUAUAACUUUUUUCAGGUGGGUGAUCUGCUGGUUGGAUGGCUCCUUUACAAACUUGCUAGUCUUCACUGCCAAAUGCUGGUAUUGUGACACAAAUAUAGCCUAUUUGUAGUUGAAUACAUGUUGUAGUUUGAAAUAAAGUGUAGUUCAAAAUGAUUUUAAAAAAUUUGACCAUUUUUUUUCUUUUAUUUCAGUUAUGUUACCAUACCCUUAAAGAAAUAUAUGUUAUUCACCAGACAGGAGGUCCAUAUUGGGAAAAACUGUGCCCAAGGUCUUGGAUACCGCAAGACAGAGGGCACAGUUUUUCCCAAUAUAGACUGACCUUGGCUGGUGAAUAAUAUUUUUAUUUUUUUCUAAAACCUAAUAAAUGGUUGCGAAAAGAAACGCCCACUGUGAGCAGGCUGGAUGGGGAGAAUACUGCCGACUCUUGGAACCAAUCAGAUUGCAGGAUUUCUAGAAUACCACCCACUCACGAACUGAGAAAAGAAUAAAGGAAAAUACUUGUCAAACUUGUUUAAAAUCAUAAAAGCACAUAUAAUGACAAUAUAUGAUUAAAUUAUAACUUUAAAAAUUAACUACAAACUUAGCCCACAUGUAAUGGCAGGACAUAAGUCAAACCCAGGUCACAGCCAUGGUAUCAAGUACUCUUCCUACUACAUGUUUUUUUCUCCUUUGAUACUUGAAACAGACAGAUGUUGCUGAUGAGUUAAUAUUGAAGGACUGUAGGUUUUACAGUUGAUUUAAGUUGAAUUAUUGAGGUGAUAUCUGAAGUAUCAGUUGGUGAAACCCUUUUGAAUACUAAUUUAGAGCUUUGAUCAAGUUGGUUUUUGGUCUCCAUGUUUAAUUUUGGUUUUUGUAUUGUUUUCUGUAUUUAGCUUAAAGAGCAAGCAUUGAAUCUUAAAUCUUAUGCAAAAUCUGUGGAACCAAUUCUACUCAAAGAGGAAGCUCUACACAAUGUGCCUUUACUAGUUUCAUCCAUGUGAGUUUUGUCUCUUUUUUGUUUGAUAGAUCUAGCAAACUAGAAGCCGUUUCUGUUUGAUCAGAUUCUCAUGUGCUGUAUUUAGAGACUUUCUCAUGUCAGCUUUGCUAUUCUUCCUUUCUUGCAGAUAUUUGUUGAAUCCAUAUAGUAUAGGUUCCUGUGUGGCACAUUCAACUGUAGUGUUCACUAACUUGGCAGUUGGCACAGCACUUUUGUUCUCCCUCAGAGGUAUGUUCAUUCUGGUUUAGACUGAGACUGUUCACUCCCAAGUGAAAGUAAUAAGGAAUUUAACAAGAUAAUUUGGUUUUAUCAACUGAGUUGAUAAUGUAAAUUGGCCAUAGUUAAGAGUUUCAAAGCUGACAUUUCAAGUGCUAGCCCUUCGUUAGGGCAAAUAUUUAGAAAUUAUAACUUGAUAAAUAAUUUUUUGGUCAAAUCAAUACAUCUUUACUCCUAAAGGUUGUAAGAGGAAGAAAAAUACUGUCUUGGGUAUAUUGUUUGAUUUUCCAUUAGAUUUUUCUAGUUUUUUUUUUUUUAACAAGAAAUUUAGGAUCUGUUGGGUACAUAACUUCUCAAACAAGACAGGAACCUGGGAAAUGGUUGUUGGGGGAUUUUCUUCCCUUCUUCAUUCAUACAUUUCAUUUGAAAUUGAAAAGAAACCUGGUGUUCAUCUUUUAACCUCAGCUUCAAACUUCAAUCUAUCAUGUAGCAAAUAGCUUAGUAACACUUGAUGAAAUGACAAAUUCUCAUAUAGAUUAACAAGGACAUACAUAGCAGCCUAAGGGGAGAAUUACAAAACAAUCGCAUCUCAGGAGUUAAAGAUUGAUAACCUUUGGUUCUGAGUUAGUUAGUUAGUUUGUUUGUUUUUUGCUGUAUGCUAAAGUUGUACUUAUUUUCUACUCAGGGAAUAUUUUACUUAGUACACUUGGUGUUGCAGCUGGAACAUGUCAUUCCUUGUAUCCAGUCACAUUGUUCGCACCAGUAGUCCUCACAUUGAUGAAGGUAAAAAAAUGUAAAAAUCAAAGACCUUGUUAUUUGUAAACAAAAGCAUUGGAUUCAGGAGGAGGGUCUAGGGGACCCAGUACCUUCCCCCUCAUCAGACCUGUGGGUAUUUUUGCCAGCUGUGUAAAACCCAAUUUCCUCUCACAACAGGACUGCAUGUUACUACUCAACUUGAAAGUAGUUGACUCUUUAACUCCCAUAAGUGAGCAAUACAGAAUUUCUCCUUACACUAUCAAUACAGAUAGAGCAGAUAAGUGAUGAAAAUUGUUAAUUAGGGGAUUAUUCUUAGUUGAUCUAAAACCAACUUCUCCAAACUAACAUAAUAAGAAUUGUAUGGCAGACAGUAAUGAGAUUUUGAAAGUGAGAAGGUUAAAUGUGCCCAACUUGAAAUAUUUCCCAUUUAUUUUAGCUCUGUGUUUCCAGAAUUGACGUUUGGACCUCCUAUCAAAAAUUCUUAGAUCUUACCUCUAAAAGCAAGCAAUUUUAACCACAAAAUUUAUAAUUAACCCAAGGUCUGCAUUUUUGUCCCUAGGUCCAUUCUUUUGAUAUUCAAUUUACGAAGAAGACUGUUGUAUUUGUUAGUCAAGUUAUUGGUUCUUUUCUUGUGUGGACAUUGCUCCUGAUUGGCAUGUCAUAUCAAGUGUUUAAAUCUUGGGAUUUCCUUCUGGCUACACAUGGCUUUAUGUGAGUUUAUUCUAAGUUUUUAUAUCUUUCAUCACUGUUUAUGCAUUAAAUUCUGUAGUAACAAGGCUUGGUAAAUUGACUACCUUACGAUUAAGUUUGAAGAGCUUCAGAUUGGCUUUUAUAGUCUUUGAGGGUCAAAAAGCAAUAUUGACAUUUUUCAAAAACUCAUACCUUAGAUUAGCCUUAAGCGGCUUUUGAACAAGCACAUAAAAGGAUAAGAUUUCUCUAAAACCUUUAGGUAGAGGUAAGGUAGAGUUUCAUGGUACUUGAGCCAAGAGGCCCACCCAGCCAGAGCUUAUUCUGUUUUCCAUAGCAUACAGGAACUAGAAGUGUUACUACUCCCCCCCUGGAUGAGAUGCUAGUUCAUCCUAAGGUUACCCCCCAGCAUUUCAUCAGACUUCUCUGACAAUUUACCAGUACUUUCCUAUACUCCUGGCUUGAGAGAGAGAGAGAGAGAGAGGCACAAUGAUAUUAAGUGUUUUGUCCAAGGAUACAACACAUUGACCCAGCCUGGUCUCCAACACAGAUCUCUCACCUCAGAGUCCAGCAUACUGACCACUAGGCUGCUGUAUUUCCCAUUAAACAUUUAUCCAACAAAAUUUUAAUUUGUUUUAUUUCACUGUCAGUUUACAGGUGUCUGAUCUCACACCUAACAUGGGUCUCUUCUGGUACUUCUUCACUGAGAUGUUUGAACAUUUUAGGAUUUUCUUUUUGUGGGUGUUUCAACUGAAUGCCUUUUUCUACUGCAUCCCUUUGACCAUCAAAUUAAGGUAACAGUUUGAAAAAAAUUGUGAAAAAGAUUAGUGUAGACUUUCAUUAGAAACCAGUUUGGCUCUUGUUUUGAGAACAACAACAGCUGCUACCAAUUUGUUUUUGCACGGUGCUUGAUAAAUUGUGUCAUGGAUUCGUGACCAAUUUUAUGCAGCAUAUUGAUUUGACCUUGCUCAUGUCAUCUUUAUUUUCGCAAGAUCCCCAUUUCUUAUCUAGCUCAUUCCCAAAGCUUUGUCACUCCUGUGUGGGUAUGUUCCUGAGAUAAUUCUUAAAAAUUAAUCUAUAUGUUUUUUCUUCAGGGGCAACCCAACAUUUCUUGCCUGUAUGCUUUGUUCCGUGAUGGCUAUUAUGAAGUCUUAUCCAGCGCUGGGUGAUGCUGCUUUACCAUUGGCCCUCUUGGCACUGUGGGUUCACAUAUUUCCAUGUAAGCGUAUUGUUCUGCUCUUAGUUGAACCUUUUCCUUUAUCAAAUCAACGUUGAUGUGACCGGUUCGUAAAACCCAAGAUACUUCUUUGCUAUAUGGUUUAACCCUUUAACUCCCACAAGUGAUUAAACAUGUAACUUCUCCCAACACUAUCCGUACAUUAUCCAGCAAACAGGUAAUGAGAAUACUCAGACUUAUCAGGUAGAAGUUUUUAACUUGAUCUAACACCAAAUUCUUGUAACUAUUUUACCAAGAAUUGUGCAGCAGCCAGAGAGGUAAAUUAAGAAUCAGAUCCUGGGAGUUAAGGGGUUAAGUGAUUGAAACAAAAACACCCUCUGCCCUCCUGAAUAUCAUACCGUAAUUCAGGCUUCUGGAUGAGUAUUUUGCAAUUCUAUUAUUCUUCUUGUAGAUCUUCGUAACGCACUUCUGGUGAUGUGCAUGUUAAUUUGUAGUUCGUUCUUGGCUCCAGUCUUCUGGCAGUUGUGGAUUUACGCCGGUAGUGCAAAUGCCAACUUCUUUUUCGCCAUUACGCUGGCUUACUCCACUGCCCAGGUAUUUAUUAUUAUUCGAGAACAUGUGAGCAAGAGGUCGUCGGGGAACAUCUUUCACCCGAGUAACGAAAGAAGACUGGUUUUUGCCCAUUCCGCGAUUGGUCUUGCAAAUUUGCGCUAUCCUCUCUCUCACAAUCAUAUGCAAAUCCAAAACCUAUGGCUACUUGGUCAUUCGCGUUUUUCACGCACGAGGAUGCAAAUUUUGGUUCUGUAACUACUUUGGUUUUAGUUUUUUAACCCUCAAUCGAAAACCUCCAGAAAAGCUUCUGUGAUCAUUAGUGUAUCUAAAUCCUCAAGUUAUAGAAACAUACAUCAGCCAUAAGAAACAGAACAGACUGAGUUAGAGCGACUUGAAUUUGUAGAUAUUUCGAACGUUCGAGCUUCCUUUGUUGUGGGAUAUAAUAAGACCAUCUGAAGGGUUUAUAAAUAUUAUCAACUGAGUUGAUAACGUAAAUCGGCCAUCGUAAAGAGUUUUAAAGCUGACGUUUCGAGCGUUAGCCCUUCAUCAGAGCGAAAGACUUCUUAUACUCUCCCACCGACGCAGCACCACAAUUUCUUCAGCUAUUUACCCCAUUUAUUCAUCUAAAGGGUUUGAUUGUCAUGUCCUUUUGUGCAGUUUUCCUAAUCAACAACAAAAAAUAUUUUUACCCUUCUGGUUUUCAGCAUCCAACUCGUCUAACUCUGUCAGAAAUGCAACCAACGCUGUUUUAUCUUUUAAUCGCAGAUUCUACUGACUUCUGAUGUUUUUUUCGCCUUUCUGCGACGAGAGUACGAUCUUUAUCAUGGAGUAUAUCCACCUGUCAUAAAAGGAGAGCCUGCCUCUAUCACUCUACGGUAACAUAACUAUGGACACAUACAGGGUACAAAUGUGUAGAUGCGGCAUUUUAAAACGAGACACGUGCUGACUAUUAUCUUCAAAAGGGACACUAACCUAAUCGCGCAUAGGAAGCUUUACAAGUGAACAUACAAGGAGAAAAACGUGGUUGUUUUUCAUCUACAGACAUAAAUGUUUAUGUAAUAUAUGACAUCUCUGCCCUUGGAUUGUCUUUACUUUCAUCAAUGACUCUUUAUGGAGGUCUGGAAUUGAGCGGAUCAGACGAGAAACGACAGAAUGGACGAGAGUUUAAGUAGAAUCGAAUCGUUCUAUCCAUCUAAGAAACAUAGAUUGUUAAACAGCUUCCCGUCUAUUCAUUUCCACGAAUGCGAAUUUGUUUGGUUUCAUCCGAAAGUUUAUGCUGCUGGACGAGAAACGAACACUGUAGGCACAAUGCAUAGAGGAAGAUAUGAUGCAACGUUCAUAUUUGGCGCAAGCGGCUCGAAGUUGAAGUUUUGGAAGUAAGACAGUUCAAAUAAAGGCGCUGUAGAGAUGUAUCAUUAGCCAUGUUUUACUUAUUUUCAAACAGUACCAUGGAUUCACGAUCAAGGAAAACUAAUGAACUAUGUUAUCGUUUAUGUUUUGAGUACAAUAUAUGUAAUAGUACUCUUUUGAAAAUUGCGAUAGAGUGAUUGAGUUUCUUUAGACGAAAUAGUGUUUUAGUUCAUUCUGCUUCAUAGAUCAUCAGCACUUUACAAGUUUUUAGUGGUGGUUUUUUGAACUACAGAUGGCCGAGUCUCAGCGUUAAAAUAAUGACCUUCAAAUAUGUCUAACGACGUUCAUUUCUGACACCUAUGUAGUCUACAGGCAGCCUAAGCUCCAGCUGUGAGAUGAUCACCUUGCGUAAUAAUAGUUAUGUUGAAAAUAUAAGAGUUUGUAUGGAAAUCUUAGGAAUAAAAAAAUACAGUCA
This is a messenger RNA of Pocillopora meandrina, 7624 nucleotides long. Lineage: Eukaryota; Metazoa; Cnidaria; Anthozoa; Scleractinia; Pocilloporidae. The record is from the annotation of a GenBank genome assembly.